CCCCGCCAAGAUGGCGGCGCCCAUGGAGGCGGCGGGCCGGUUCCGCACCCGGGACGUGCUGCUGCCCGGCGGCCCCUCCGACUUCGGCUCUCUCCUGCUGUCGCCGCCGGUGCUGGCGGGGCUGGAGGCGGCCGGGUUCCAUCGGCCGUCUCCGGUGCAGCUGAAGGCCAUCCCGCUGGGGCGCUGCGGGCUGGAUCUCAUCGUGCAGGCCAAGUCUGGCACCGGCAAGACCUGCGUGUUCGCCACCAUCGCCCUGGACGCGGUGCUGCUGGACAGCCCCGCCACGCAGAUCCUGAUCCUGGCUCCCACCAGGGAGAUCGCUGUGCAGAUCCACGCCGUGAUCACGACGAUCGGCAUAAAAAUGGAAGGCUUGGAGUGCCACGUGUUCAUCGGAGGGACGCCUCUGAGCCAGGACAGGAGCAGGCUGAAGAAGUGCCACAUCGCUGUGGGCUCGCCAGGGCGGAUCAAGCAGCUGAUCGAGCUGGAGUACCUGAGCACGGCCAGCGUGAGGCUCCUGGUGCUGGACGAGGCUGACAAGCUGCUGGAGGAGGGCAGCUUCCAGGAGCAGGUCAACUGGAUCUACUCCUCCCUGCCUGUCAACAAGCAGAUGCUGGCAGUGUCAGCCACCUACCCCGAGUCCCUGGCUGCUGCUCUCACCAGGUACAUGAGGGAGCCCACCUUUGUGAGGCUGAACCCCACGGACCCCAGCCUUCUUGGGCUGAAGCAGUACUACAAAAUUGUGAAUUCCCAUCCCCUCCCACAUAAAACCUUUGAGGAAAAAACCCAGCACCUGCAGGAGCUGUUCAGCAAGAUUCCUUUCAACCAAGCCUUAGUGUUCUCCAAUUUGCACAGCAGGGCUCAACAUCUGGCUGAAAUACUGACAUCCAGAGGCUUCCCUGCCGAGUGCAUUUCAGGCAACAUGAAUCAAAGCCAGCGACUUGAUGCUAUGGCUAAAUUAAAGCAAUUCCACUGCAGAGUUCUGAUUUCCACAGACUUGGUGAGCUGUUACUGCUUCCAAACAAGUUUUUUACAGAUCCUACUUCAAAUUUAUUAACUGCUCUGCAGAUUUUACAGCACGCAGGAGUACCGCACAUAAAGUCACUCGGGAGGGUCAGAUUUGGCUUGGAAUUGGAGAGAACUCAAAUGUGCUGAUAAGAAAUGUGCUGAUGGAGCACCAUGGGCUCAUUUUCAGAGUGGGGUGUAGAGAUCACCCCCAUUCCUCACUGCCUGCCCAUGGCAGGGGCUGCAGUGAGGUGAUCCUGCUGGGGCCCAUCCAACCCCACCCAUUCUGUGCUCUGCCUCAGAAAUAGUUGUCAAUUUAUCUGUUGCUCUGCAGCUAAAAGCUGCUCCGUGGGCAGGGUGCUGGGAGUGCCAGGCGUGUUGGGGUGACUCUGACACGUUGGGGUGACUCUGACGUGUUGGGGUGACUCUGACACGUUGGGGUGACUGACAUGUUGGGGUGACUCUGACGUGUUGGGGUGACUCUGACACGUUGGGGUGACUCUGACGUGUUGGGGUGACU
This is a messenger RNA of Pyrgilauda ruficollis (rufous-necked snowfinch), 1522 nucleotides long. RefSeq names its product DEAD-box helicase 20 (gene DDX20). Gene Ontology annotation, molecular function: RNA binding; RNA helicase activity; ATP binding. The transcript is spliced from 8 exons. The coding region runs from base 11 to 1054 and encodes 347 amino acids. The record is from RefSeq and is a predicted model, not a curated record. NCBI's taxonomy places the organism in Eukaryota, Metazoa, Chordata, Aves, Passeriformes, Passeridae. Gene Ontology annotation, cellular component: SMN complex. Gene Ontology annotation, biological process: spliceosomal snRNP assembly.